Messenger RNA from Harmonia axyridis, 1342 nucleotides. RefSeq names its product E3 ubiquitin-protein ligase CHFR-like. The record is from RefSeq and is a predicted model, not a curated record. The coding region runs from base 212 to 1270 and encodes 352 amino acids. Gene Ontology annotation, cellular component: nucleus. The transcript has 5 exons. Gene Ontology annotation, molecular function: protein binding; ubiquitin-protein transferase activity. Gene Ontology annotation, biological process: ubiquitin-dependent protein catabolic process; protein ubiquitination; mitotic cell cycle checkpoint signaling. Lineage: Eukaryota; Metazoa; Arthropoda; Insecta; Coleoptera; Coccinellidae.
UGAAGUAGAGAAAAAGAUAUAUAUAUAUAUAUAUAUAUAUAUGUUGUGUUGUGUGUUUGGUCAGCAGGAUCAGCUGUUAUUUGUUAUUGUUGAUGCAAAUGUAAAAUUGUAGAAGUGGAAGUAGUAUAUGUGAAUGUUUUGAGAUUUGUUGAAUUUUGAAGUUCGUAAAAUUAAAUUUCCUCUAUAGAGUUAUUCCAGGAAUCCCGAAAUUAUGUCAAUGAGCCAUUAUAAUUAUUUGUUAAAUCUUUCUAAUAAUGAUAUUGUCAGAAUUUCUAAAAGAAAGUUUUCAGUUGGUCGAAGUUUGGAAUCAGAUUAUGUUCUCAACUGCACGUCAAUCUCCAGAAUUCAUUUUUACAUUGAGCAAAGUGGUAGAAGAUGGUUUUUACACGAUAAUAGUACAAAUGGAACUUUAGUAAACAAGAUUCUUGUUAAAUCUGAGUAUGCAAUUCUACAUGAUGGGGAUUUAAUAGAAUUCGUUGGAGGAACAAUCUGUUUCAAAUAUUCAGAAGAACAAAUGAUUGAUAACAACUCAAUUUCUGAACAAAUGACUUCAACAACUAGGAAUACUUUGCCUAGUGUAUCUAAUGAUCAAAGUUAUGAAAGAGGAGAAGCUGAUAGCCAACAAACUUCUUCAGUGAGUGAUGAUGUAAUGGAUCUUACAUCUUCCACAGAUUCUUCAUUUUCUACUAUUGAAAGUGUUCAGAAAAAAAAUGAUGUAGAAUUAGAUGAAGAAACUCCUGUAGAGAAAAGUAAGCAUAUUGAAGAGACUUCUGAGGAGCCAAAACUUGAGUGUGAAUUGGAGGCUUCUGAAUUAGAGUGUAGUAUUUGUCAAGAACUAUAUAUCAAGGCCACAACAUUAAACUGUGCUCAUACUUUCUGUAGUUCAUGUAUAAUGAGGUGGAGAAGUCAGAAGAGCCACUGCCCGAUUUGUAAAAAACGCAUAGAAAAUGCGAGCCCAACAAUAAUCCUUGAUAACUUGGUCAAAAAGCUUGUGUCGGUGAUGGAUCAAAAUAAUAGAGAACAUAGGAACAAAAUUGUUGAAGAACGGACAGAGGAAAUCGUUCCAGCCCCAACCGAAACUAUAGCAGGUGCCGGCCGUAGUACUUCACCUGGAGUAUUUUACGUUUCAUAUGCAGGCAUGCAUAAUUCCGACCCUCCAUAUGAUGUAGAUCAUCACUAUGCGGAGUAUAUGUUAGAUAGUGAAGAAGCCAGACGUAGUAGGAGUGUAUGGACUCCUUAUUUGACUAGGGAGAGAAGGGCAUUCUUUUAAUCCAUGAAAUACUGAUCAAUAUUUUUUCUGUAUAUACUUUUUACUGAGAAAUAUAAGUUGUUAUAUUAUUAA